CUCAACCCUACUUUCUCUCCCGUCGCGCGAGAAUUUCGUGCAUGUCAGUGCGCGUGUAUUUGACGUCACUGCGCUUCUCGUCACUUAGAGCCAGCAGAAGGAAGUAGCCGCUAGUGACGGUGCAAAGAUGAAUACCAGAGGGCUUGGAUCUCAGAUGAAGGACUGCAUUUCAAUUCCUGAUUUUUCAGCUAGUGGAACAUUUGAAAGUCAUGAUGUGAUACACAGCGGUUUUCCACAUGUGAAGAGUGAACUUUUUCCUGUUCAUCCUUUGGAACUUUCAGAGAAGAAUUUUUCCUUAACUCAAGAUAAAAUGAAUUUUUCAACUCUGAGAAAUAUUCAAGGGCUACAUGCGCCACUGAAGUUGCAAAUGGAAUUCAAAGCAGUGAAACAGAUCCAGAGCCUGCCUUUCCUUCACAGCUCUAAUCUGGCACUGGAUAUCUUGAAAGGCAAUGACGACUGCAUUGGAUUUGAAGAUAUUCUUGGCGAUCCUGCACAAAAUGAACUAAUGGCAGAGCCUCAUUUGAUGGUUGAACAUAAACUUGGUUUAUUAUAAUACUUACACAUAGCUUUUUUUUGUUCAUUAUAAGAUUCUUACUUGUGUCCAUGAGGGAUGAAAUAAACUAUAUUAAAUGAAAAUGAAACAACGCUUGUUUUGAUACCCAGUUUCUCACCAACUCAGUGAAAAAAGCACAAUGUUAUAAUCAUCUUGUUCUGCCAAAUGUCUUAUGAGUUGGUUUAAGAAAAGGAUAUAUGACUAUCUCCAACAUUAUAGCAGCUCAUAUUUAUAGUUAGAAAAGGCCAUACAUCAAAAUAUAUUCAGAUAUAGGAAAUUAUGAAAUUGUUAGGAUUGGAAAAGAAGAAGAACUUUUUGCAAUUUUAAAGCAAGAAAUUUGCAGUUAAUUUUUUUUUGCUCCUGAUGGUUGAUGUCUUUUAAACAAUAAAUAACAUUUUCAAUAAGCA
Molecule: messenger RNA, 960 nt
Organism: Crotalus tigris (Tiger rattlesnake)
Lineage: Eukaryota; Metazoa; Chordata; Lepidosauria; Squamata; Viperidae
Gene: POMP
Product: proteasome maturation protein
Exons: 6
Coding region: 128-553 (141 amino acids)
Biological process (GO): proteasome assembly
Cellular component (GO): cytoplasm; nucleus
Source: RefSeq, a predicted model, not a curated record